Fukomys damarensis (Damara mole-rat) is the source of this 320-nucleotide messenger RNA. RefSeq names its product polypeptide N-acetylgalactosaminyltransferase 17-like. The transcript has 2 exons. The record is from RefSeq and is a predicted model, not a curated record. The annotation marks the transcript as partial. NCBI's taxonomy places the organism in Eukaryota, Metazoa, Chordata, Mammalia, Rodentia, Bathyergidae. Gene Ontology annotation, cellular component: Golgi apparatus.
GGCUUUGCGGGGGGAGCAUGGAGGUGCUUCCUUGCUCACGCGUGGCCCACAUUGAGCGGAAGAAGAAGCCAUACAACAGCAACAUCGGCUUCUACACCAAGCGAAAUGCUCUCCGGGUUGCUGAGGUCUGGAUGGACGAUUACAAGUCUCAUGUAUAUAUCGCGUGGAACCUGCCGCUGGAGAAUCCGGGGAUUGACAUAGGCGAUGUCUCUGAAAGAAGAGCAUUAAGGAAAAGUCUGAAGUGUAAGAAUUUCCAGUGGUACCUGGACCACGUCUACCCAGAAAUGAGAAGAUACAAUAACACCAUUGCCUACGGGGAG